This is a messenger RNA of Gossypium raimondii (Peruvian cotton), 2570 nucleotides long. RefSeq lists its product as uncharacterized. The record is from RefSeq and is a predicted model, not a curated record. Gene Ontology annotation, molecular function: zinc ion binding. The coding region runs from base 597 to 2249 and encodes 550 amino acids. The transcript has 10 exons. NCBI's taxonomy places the organism in Eukaryota, Viridiplantae, Streptophyta, Magnoliopsida, Malvales, Malvaceae.
UUCUCAAAUCUUAAGGGGGAAAAAGAAAAAGAAGAGGGAGUUUCAUAUCAUUUUCUCCCCUUUUGAUUCUUUCAUAUCCUGGAAAUGAAACGAUCGGAGUACUUGUUGUCAAUGGAAAUGUAGCUGCCUUUCCUAAACCCUAACCCACACAAUUUCUCGAAUGUCGAUUAGUUUUCAUUCACCUUCGUCUUCUUUAUUUUUAUAUAUAAAUAUUCCUUCUUACAAUUCAUUUUGUUUUGGCAAUUUUUAAAUAAUUUUCUUCUGUAUUGCUCUUCUGAUUAUUGUAAUGAGACGAACUUACACAGUGAAUCCGGAAAUUGCUUUUGAUCAACGGGGGUUAUUUUCGUGAUCCAGUUCAUCGUUACCGUCACCAAAUCAAUGGGGUUAUUUUUCUCUUUCUGAUUAAAAAGUGCACGUGCCACACGUGAGCUGAGCUAUUUUCCCGCCUUGCAGCUUUCGUGGCGCCUUUACAAUUUUAUUUUUCAAAUCCCGCUCCAUUUUUUUCCCGUGAAAAAUAGAAAAGGAGUGAGAACCCCAAAAGAAAAAUUAGCAAAAAAAAAAAAACAAAAAACGAGAGCAUCGAAGUAGCCGGAGCAAUGAUCAACGAGAGCUCCUUUUCCAAAACCAUAUGUUCUAUCUGCUACGAAGAUCUUAAACCGAUCGUAGAAGAUCUCCAGUGCAUCUCCAUUUGCGGCCAUGUCUUCCACGAGCUCUGUUUACAACAGUGGUUUGAGUACUCUUCGAGUUCUACGAAGAAGUACAAUUGUCCUGUAUGCAAGCAAACUUGUGUUGGGCACAAUGCGACUCGUCUUUAUUUCCAAUCAGUUGGAGACCAGACCCAGUCGGUUUGCUCCCAAAAGUUGAUUGAUCGUGAGGAAGAUGCGGAGUCGUUACGCUUUGAAGUGAAGAAGUUGCAGUUCAAAGUAUCGGGGCUUAGCGAAUCCUUAAAACGUCAUGAAGAGAAACACGAUGAGAUAAACGAGCAGCUGUGUAAUUUCAGAGAUCAGGCGAGGAAGGAAAUGGCCUUGAAAAACGAGGCCCUAAGAGAAAAGGCAUCUAUUCAACAAAAGCUCAGUUCUAAAUCUGAGGAGCUUAGUAAAUCAGUUCUGGAAUGUUCAAAGCUGGAACAAAGGAAUUUGGCACUAGCCAAGGAACUUGCUGUACUAAAACUGGUGUCAGAUUUUGACCUGGAGCAAGGCGAGAUUUUAAAGUUAGCCUCACUGGGUAAUGAAGGGAAUAGCCAAGAUGUAGUAGAUAAUCUGAUUAGGUCACUAUCCUGUCAUAAAAAGAGUUACAAAGAAUUGAUGGCCAAGUGCAAUCUUCUUGGUAGAGGUGAAGCUCGUUUGCAGAAGAAACUUGAGAAAGCAAAAUCAAAGAUAGACAAAUUAAAAAAAAGAGUCCAGGAAAUGGAGACACUGAUUGAAGUGAAAGAUAAUGAAGUCUUGAGGGCUCUUAAAGCUUUGAAGAAGACUGAUAGUAAAAUGGGUGACAAUUCUGAUUAUUCAAAUGCCAAAAAUUCUUCAAAAGAACAGCAGAUGCAACAACCUAACUUGGAAUUGAGUGGAAUAUCACUUAAACCUUUACCAAGUUCAAAGAAGGAAAACACCCCUCUAGAUAGUCCUAAGGCUGCCAAUUAUGGUAGAGAGGGAUGCUCAAGUACUGUGGUUAUAGACGAUGAGGGAAACAUGGGUGAGGAUGUAUACAUAAUUUCAAGUCCUGAUUUGAAAUGUCGAAAUGGUGAGAAUAUUAUUCAAGAGUCUGCUACAUCACUGCCAAAGGCAGUGUCUGAUGUUAAUAUGGAAGCUGCAACUGUGGCUGGAUUUUCAGGGUCGAGAACUAGUUCAAAUAUUGAUAAUGCUACAGAAGCUGCUCCCAUAAAGCCCAUGUUCAACAUUAAAAUGGAUACUCCUUCACUUCCACUUUCUGAACAAGGGAAUAUUUGUUUUUCUGGUGGGCUGCUAGGUCCGGAUGGAACUAAACGGCAUUUAGGGAAAUGGUGCAAGCGUGGCAAACUGCUUGGAUCAACGCCUGAACAAGGUUCAACUAAAAAUAGUGGUGAUUUAAUUGCCGUUGGUGCUGAUGGGAGAGGUGGUAGAAUUAAGGUUAUGCGAUCUACGAAUCAAUCUUCAAUGGGUGAUAAGGAGAAUUCAGUUGGUGCAAAGAGAUUAAAAUGUGGAGCUAAACAAAAUAGUUUACCAUCUCGAGGAUGCUUGCAAAUAGAGCACUUCUUUGGAAAGACCCAUUACUGAUUGAAAGUUGAAGACUCAGCACAUGCUUGAACUUGUACCGGGGAAUAAUGAAACAAGGCCGAAGCAAAUUUGCUUAUGUCAUCAGUGUAUGAUGACGUAGGCUUGAUGCCGCUUGAAUAGUAAGUUAUAUCAUAUAUUUGUCAGAUAAAUCUCAAAACUAUAUAUAAACUAUGGUUUAAUCUACAAUUUUAUAUAUGAAUUUUGAUUUUGUAUAAUUUAUAUAUAAAAUUUUAAUUUGAUCUAAUUUUUGUAAAUUAUUAACACAAUUAUUGAUGUAAUAUUAUGUUAUAUUUAUAUAUAUUUCACACAUAAAUUAUUAUA